UAGGGCUCUUUUCUUUCUCUGGCGCACGCGUUUUCUUUCUCCGCGAGUUCUUCUUGACUCCCUCCCUCGAUGUCCGUUGACGUGAUUCUCAUCCGGCUACUUCCACACACGGAGUAGCAGCAGCAGCGUAGCUUGAUCGAUCGCCCGGCGCCUCACUCCAAACCAAGGUCAGUCCCUGGCAGAGAUUUCUCCCUCUGCAUGCUGAAUUUCUCGCCCGGGGCUGUCGAUCACACAGCCCUAGUCUAUCCCAGGCCUCUAGAUUCCCCUUUUCCAUUUUUUUUCUCGCGUUGGAUUCCUUUCCAAUGGCGGGGACUUCCACGCGCCUCUAUGGCCCUCUGGCAGCUCUCGCCGCUGGUCUGGCAACAGCGAUAUCAUCGUUCGAGAUUGCUCCUCCUCGUCCUCGUCCUGCCACUCUCGGCCCACCGCCAUACCUCCUCUACGCAGCUCAUCCCUCCAUGCCAGUUCCUCCAUUCUCGAACGCCUACGUGAGAGAAAAAUCUCCUCUUUCUUCCUCGAUUGAAUCCAAGAGCCCCUCGGUCGAUCAGGUAGUCUGGACAGUCCAUCGCUUUGUCUCCGAUUCACUCAAGACGUGUUCUUGCUCGUCGCUCCACUUCUUCCCGAUCCUUCCAAGCCUGGCUGUUCUAUCCGCCACUGAUGGCUCCCUCUUGCUACGCUCGUCUCCAUGCCAGCCACACUAUCGCAGCGUUGUUUCUUCUUUCUCCUCGUCGUCCAAGCCCAGCUAUCCUUCCAUUUUUUCUCCGACUUUCGCCGCCUCAAAGUACAUUCGUUCGUGGCACUCGAAGAGCUCCUCCAAGCCGCAGGAAUCCACGAGAGACGAGAACGAGAGGAAGAACUCCAAGGAGGUGACGGUGGUUUUGCUGGGAUGGCUUGGAGCAAAGCAAAAGCACCUCAAGAAGUAUGCCGACUGGUACACGGAGCGUGGGAUCAACGCCGUCACCUUUGUCAUUCCAAUGAGCGACAUGAUAAGUUUCAAGGCUGGUGGAAAGGCCGAGCAGCAAAUCGAUCAUCUGGCGCACCACCUCUUGGCCUGGAUGGAGGAGGAGGAAAACGGCAAGGAAAAGCAUCUGUUCUUUCACACCUUUAGCAACACUGGAUGGCUAACGUAUGGAGUCCUUCUCGAGAGGCUGUUGCAGAAGAACAAUAAGCUGCUGGACAAGGUGAAGGGAUGCGUCGUGGAUUCGGCCCCGGUCGCAGAGCCUGAUCCUCAGGUCUGGGCAUCCGGUUUCUCUGCCGCGUUUCUCAAGAAAAAGAGCGUUACCACUCGCAAGGUGGACGUGUUGGACAUCCUCAAGCACAGCAGCGAGGAGGCGCACGAAACUCGGCUCCAGGCCGACGUUACGGAGCAAGCGCUAGUGAGCAUGCUCGAAAAAUUCUUCUCGGUUUUCCUACAGCUUCCGUAUGUAAAGAAGAGAUUGUCGGAAGUUGUCACCAUUCUUUCGAAGCAGCAGCCAAAGUGCCCGCAGCUCUACAUUUACAGCACCGCGGACAGGGUGAUCCCGGCCAAGUCUGUCGAGUCAUUUAUGGAAGAGCAGCGAAGAAGUGGGCGCACUGUCAAGGCUUGCAACCUGCUGUGGUCACCCCACGUCGAUCACUUUAGGAGCUUCCCGGAUAUCUAUAGCUCGCAGCUCAACAUUUUCAUUCGUGAGUGCCUCUCGCAGUGGUCGCCACAAAAGUGUGCGUGACUACCAUUGAUUCUAUCAUGGCACAUAAUUUCUUUUUAAAGUGUAUCACACCAUUCGAUAGCACAUAAUUUUUGGUUUGUUUUAAGCAAAGCAGGGUGGUAGUACCUAAAAUAUGAUUGUAUUUAUUUAGAUUACUUUUACAUUUAUAAUUUAUAGUGAGGUCCAAGUG
Molecule: messenger RNA, 1872 nt
Organism: Selaginella moellendorffii
Lineage: Eukaryota; Viridiplantae; Streptophyta; Lycopodiopsida; Selaginellales; Selaginellaceae
Product: transmembrane protein 53
Exons: 4
Coding region: 303-1703 (466 amino acids)
Source: RefSeq, a predicted model, not a curated record